Uranotaenia lowii is the source of this 2275-nucleotide messenger RNA. RefSeq lists its product as uncharacterized. Lineage: Eukaryota; Metazoa; Arthropoda; Insecta; Diptera; Culicidae. The record is from RefSeq and is a predicted model, not a curated record. Bases 811 to 1998 code for a protein of 395 amino acids. The transcript is spliced from 4 exons.
UCUGUUUGCUUCCCGCGUCAACGUUCCAUAAUCUUUCGGCUAGCUAGCUCACUGGCUCUAGAAACGUGCGCCGAUAGAUCAUUUCGCGUGGAAUCGUUCUCGAGCCAAGGGGUUAAACCGCUGGAUGGAGUGUCUUUUUUACCGGCCCACUAAUCUAAUCCAUUUCAAUCAUUUGCGGACCGUGAUAAAAGAUAGACAUUUAUCAGAUUAUCCUUGGGGCGUUUUGUUUUUGUUGGCCCAUUUUCGUGCGGUCCCGUGAAAUCGGAGGGUGUUGAACGUGUUUUGUGUAUUUUUUUUUCGGUUAGAGAAAAUUUCGUUUGCGUUGUUGGUUUUCCCGGCCCAACUCGAUGCUGAACGUUGUUUGCGUUCUUGACGGAUUUUUUGGUCCUUGGUUUCAAUCAAGUUAGGCGGUUCAUCUUUGGUGCAAUUUGUUGAACUGAACCGAGCACAGUUUUCGCCGAGCUGUGGGAUUUUCGCAUUGAACGUGAUUUUCUGACGGGAAAAAGGAUCGUGGAUUCCGGUUGUGGCUACGACGUGGAAUUCGAGUGAGGCAAGAAGCAAAAUUGAAUGUAAAAAUGAAAUUAUGGUAGCACAGUUGCUGCUGUAGAAUCAGAAAACUGUUUGGUACGAACUUUUUUGUUGCAAGAAUUUCGAUUGUUUUUUUCGGUGUAAUCAGACAUCGGCAAACUUGUUGCUGACUGUUUUCAAAGUUUAAAGAGUGAACUAAAGCUCGCUGAAGCUUUUUUGUUACCCAAGGACAAGACACUUCUGUUUGUGAUUAGUUAUCGAGCGUUCGACACGAAACAAAAAAUGACAAGUUCCAGUAAAAGAAGUUCCAGCUCUGUGCCACUUCUGUCGGUUGCCCUGCUACUCAUUAUCCUUGUUCAGCUGGUAUCGAGCCAGGCGCAGUCCUCGAGCCCUGAAGUCCGAGCCCGGAGCCACAAAGCCAUGAGGAUUAAAAAUGAAGUGAUAAGCAGCAACAGCACAGCCACCAGUAGUAGUGACCUCAUUAAGGAGGGCGCUAAAGAUACUACUAUCCAUUAUUCGGAUAAUGAUGGCGAUACCAACUAUGCGAGUAAUGAUGAACCGGCAACUGCAAAUGACAACGAUGGCCAAACGCCCCCGGAAAUAACGAGCCCAAACUACUAUGUGCACUUUGUGGCCACCACACCGAAGAUAGAAAAGUCCAACGAAACGCUCAGCAGAUACGAGCAAGGUCUGGAAGACUACGAGGAAGCUGCCCAACGGGUCGAGCUGGAGGAGCAACAGAAACUGGAACAGCAAGAGCAACAGCUCCAGCAGCAGCAAUCGUCGACUCAGUUCGGGAGUGUUGUGCAGCCAUUCCUGCGGCUGUUUAACGUCCUGAGCGGUGCCCUAUCGUCCAGUCGGGCUGUUCGAAUGGUCGGGCCGGAUCCGAGCUGGGCUCUGUCCGCAUUCGGGCUAAACCGGAAACGGAAGGGAGACGAUGGGAAUUAUGCCCUCAAAGAUAAGAACGUUUUCCGACGAAGAUCAACAGGCAACGGCGCAGAUGAUGAUGAUGAUGACGAUACGACGACCGAUGCCAGUAGUGGAGACAACGACUCGGAUAAUCUUAACGCCGAGCAGCAUUCGACCGCCAUGGUGCCAGCAGCUGUCGAGCAGGGCAGAUAUAUCAAGGGUGACCCGUUGAAUGGAUAUUACGAUUUCGUAAUCUCGGAAGGAUCGUACAAAUUUUGGGCCGUUUUCCAGGUGGCAACAGCCCUUCUCAUCAUCUAUUCCACCUUCGCUGCCAUCUAUUACUCGAAAGUGAGUCCCUUGACAUCGGACUACGACUACAUCGACUAUCUGAAUGGCGGCCGUUCCUUUGCCGGGGGACGAGCUAUGGACCAAGCCAGGACUGCCAGCACAUCGACUUCGACGACCAACGCCUGGGAUGGGCUUCUGAACAAACCGUGGUUCAACUUUGCCGCCCAGAGUUUCGCUUUUGUGAUGGAUGCCAUCGAAAAGGCGCCCAAAUAGCUUGUGGAUGGGGUUUCUGGAAACAACAACAGCUGCCACUUGAGGACUGGAUCCUGAUGCCAUAAAAUGUUGCCACUCUACUGUGCUACCCACAAUUCUGGAAGCUGAAUGACAAAUUUUCAUGAAACAUUUGACCCAAAGGGGGUUGCUUGUAAGUUAUUGGAAGAGAAUUGGUAUUCGAAUGUUUCAUUUUAAUUUUUUUGUCCUACGUAUUUGAAUAAGAAAUUGUGUUUCACCGAAGUAAAAUGAGAAAAUUUUCUGUCGAACCAUGAUGAAA